Molecule: messenger RNA, 1719 nt
Organism: Colletotrichum paranaense
Lineage: Eukaryota; Fungi; Ascomycota; Sordariomycetes; Glomerellales; Glomerellaceae
Exons: 3
Source: RefSeq, a predicted model, not a curated record
GACGUCGAGCUUCAUGACACCGUUCUCUUAGCAGGCAUAUCCCGGGAUCUAGAGACACAGUGGCCCAAGGUCGUCAAAUCUUUACCGAAAGGCGAGAGGGAUAGCAUUCCCUCUAAACCCGAUAUUCGAACGUUUGGCAGACUUUUCAAUCAAGCGCGAGACAAGCUCAAUGCCAAAUCGAGCACAAGAUCUGGCAAGAUCAAGUCUUGGUUUGUCGGAGUGGCGGAAACUAUCAAUAGCCACAAAUACUUGCUCAAACUUCUACCUGAAGGAGACAAAUACACCUCAGUCUUGGUUGGCUCUUUCACACUGCUGAUCCAGGUUGCGGUGACGUACAGUGACACUGCAGAAAACGUAUCCGAAUGCCUAGAACGCCUUUCAAGCCAAGUGUCGCUUCUCAGAAACGCCCUCGGGGCAAAUCCCCGUCGCCAGUAUAUCAGGUGGCAAGUCAGCAAGUUCUAUUGCCACUUGUUCCAAUUUCUCGUAUUUAUCUUGACCGAGUGGCUUUCAUCCUCCUCAAAACGCUUCUUCAACAGUUUUGGAGACGGUCUUUUAAGCGCCUGCGAUACAGCAGUCAGGAAGAUGACCGCCUGCAAAGACGAUAUCAUGCACAGCAUUAUUCUCAUUCAGCAGAGUACUAUUGAUGACAUGAAUGCAAAGCUUGACCGGCUCGGAAGUCUUGUCCAGGCCAGUAUGGUUGGCGCCGCUGUCGAUCGAUCUAGACUGUGCGACGCUCCGAGGGUUUCUUCGCUAACUGAAGUGGCGUCAUUCAAGACUUUACCACAAAGUCAGGAUACUACCGCAAAAUCCGGGAGCAAAGAAGAUAGCACGUCUGAAGGUUCUAACAAGCGAUGUCAUUCCAGUAGCGGUAAGGAAAUAGUUGAGCCGGAGAUGCUUGAAGAUGAACUCAGCGACGAGAGGGAUCUCUGGACAUUGGAAAAAACCCAGGAGUCCCUGAAGCACUUGGAGACAUUCCAUCAGGUUGCUCAUAUUGCAUCUCUGACGUCCCCAUUGAAGCAAGUGUUCGUGAGUGCAGAGAAGCGGGCUUAUCUCGUGAAGCUAGUCUCUUCGAGGCGAUCGGUAGCUCUCUGGAUUGAAGUGCCCGACGACGACGAACCGCCUUCGCACGCGACUUUGCUAGCAGCCCAAAUGGUUCACGAUCUCAGUCAGCUGAAUAUUCCCAGCCUCUGUCACUUCAUCCAUCGACCUAAAAGCGCAUCUUUGGACCGCGAACGGGCGCUCUUAGAGAUGGUGUACUCCCUGGUCUACCAGAUAUCCCGGGCUCUUCCUGAGCAUGCGCAUUUCGAGGCAGGUGUUGUCGAAAAAGUCAAAUCGAUUCCUCCGAUCCCGCAGACCCGUUCCGAGGUGACCCGCAGCUUAGCUCCAGCGAUCAACCUACUUGAGUCCUUGUUGGAAUAUCUUCCCCCGCUGUUGUUCUGUGUAGUAGACGGGUUUCAGCUUCUCGUGAGAAAGUCGAACUCUCCGGAGAUGAAAGCAGCCACCAAGCAGUUCGUCGCUUGUAUCUGCGAGGCAGCAACGCGCCAGCUCACAGAUCAGCCGUCGAUUUUCAAAUCGCUUUGGACCACGGAUGGGCCCUGCAGGGACUUACAGCAAGCUAGAAAGAGCCGAGCUCUGGCACAUUUGGGAUACGAGGACGAUGAAGAAUUUGAGUCAAUGGCUCUUCGUGGUAGAGAGAUGUCGCCACUGACAGAGGGGUAA